Carassius carassius (crucian carp) is the source of this 2047-nucleotide messenger RNA. It is a transcript of the gene wnt7ba, whose product is annotated as wingless-type MMTV integration site family, member 7Ba. Gene Ontology annotation, biological process: cell fate commitment; positive regulation of JNK cascade; canonical Wnt signaling pathway. The record is from RefSeq and is a predicted model, not a curated record. Gene Ontology annotation, molecular function: frizzled binding; cytokine activity. NCBI's taxonomy places the organism in Eukaryota, Metazoa, Chordata, Actinopteri, Cypriniformes, Cyprinidae. The coding region runs from base 245 to 1306 and encodes 353 amino acids. Gene Ontology annotation, cellular component: extracellular region. The transcript is spliced from 4 exons.
UGCCCGUAAAGGUGGGCGGACUGGAGUGUCUCCCCCACUCUGCCAAUGGCAAAGCACCGACACUAGACUCGAAAUCCCUAAAAUCAGCCGUCAGACCGCGGCGGGGAGCACACUCUGAAUUAGCCGGUAUCGCGCAGGAGAUGACGGAUCGCGUCGCACGGACCGCGGCGCGCCGAGCAGCAGCGUAACGUCACGACAAAACUUCAGAAGUUCACUUUCUCCACGCGCUCUCUUCAAUGUCACCAUGCGCAGCAUCUCAUCCUGCGGAGCACUGCUGUCAGUCUACUACCCACAGAUCUUCCUCAUCCUCAGCAGCGGCAGCUACCUGGCUUUUUCUUCAGUCGUGGCUUUGGGUGCGAACAUCAUCUGCAACAAAAUCCCUGGCCUGGCCCCCAGACAGCGCGCCAUCUGCCAGAGCCGCCCAGAUGCCAUCAUCAUCAUUGGGGAAGGCGCUCAGCUGGGCAUCAACGAGUGCCACUAUCAGUUUCGCUAUGGACGAUGGAACUGCUCUGCCCUUGGCGAGAGGACCGUCUUUGGGCAAGAGCUGAGAGUAGGUAGCAAGGAGGCUGCGUUUACCUACGCCAUCACGGCAGCAGGUGUUGCCCACGCUGUGACAGCAGCCUGUAGUCAGGGCAAUCUGAGCCACUGCGGCUGUGACAGAGAAAACCAGGGCUACCACGACCAGGAAGAGGGCUGGAAAUGGGGCGGCUGCUCGGCAGAUGUCAAAUACGGAGUGGAGUUCUCCAGACGCUUUGUGGAUGCCCGAGAGAUAAAAAAAAAUGCAAGGAGACUAAUGAACUUGCACAAUAAUGAAGCAGGAAGAAAGGUUCUAGAGGAAAGGAUGAAGCUAGAAUGUAAAUGUCAUGGCGUCUCUGGCUCAUGUACCACAAAAACCUGUUGGACAACUCUGCCCAAAUUCCGAGAGAUCGGCUAUUUGCUUAAGGAGCGUUAUGCCACUGCAGUUGAGGUGGAGGCCGUGAGAGCCACGCGUUUUCGCCAACCCUCUUUCCUGCGUCUCAAGCAGUCCCGUGGGUACAUAAAGCCCACGGACACAGACUUGGUUUACUUGGAGCGCUCGCCCAACUAUUGUGAGGAGGACGCUGUGACGGGGAGCACUGGAACGAGAGGACGGCUGUGUAACCACACGUCCCCUCACACAGAUGGGUGCAACCUGAUGUGCUGCGGCCGGGGCCACAACACCCAUCAGUACACGCGCGUGUGGCAGUGCAACUGUAAAUUCCAGUGGUGCUGCUUCGUUAAGUGUAACACGUGCAGUGAAAAGACAGAGGUGUUCACCUGUAAAUGAGCAAACAGAAGAGUUAAAAGAACAAGAAUGAAAGGCAAGAAGCCAGUGGAAAGAAACAGGAAGUGUUUGAAACAAAAAUGGAAGUGUCGGAACUGGAUGGCUUCAUUUUGCACAUCAGGCAGUCUUUAUGCAAGAAAGACCGUUGCCAAAAGAGAACCGGGAAGGUUAAAGAAAAUGCCGGAACUUGAGAGGAAAAUGCACUGACCUCAGACUGACCUUGCAAACAUAUGGACGCUAUAUAUGCAGCGCAAGGCUUUUGUAGAUAUCAGAUUCUCACAGACUUGAGGAAGGUCAAUAAAGGCCUGUUCUGAGGAUCUGAUAUUGACUCAAAACUCCUACUGGACAUUCUUAAUGGCCCACAAAGCUGAUUGAGGCAAGGGGAACUUGUAAAAUAUCCCACCAGCUGAGCCACUAUGGACGUUCAAGAGGAAAGAGGUGCUGCAACUUUGCAACUCUGGAAAUGCUGGAAAGCUUCAGUGACACUGUAUCUGUUUGAACACUGAAAAAAAAAAUACCCUUUUCCCUUCUCUUCGGGGAGAAAAAACAAAAAAGAUUGAAAAUGUUCAUACUGUAGAUGUCUUGUAAUGGUACACAGAAGUAAACACUUCUAAUGUCAUUGCUACUGAUCUGUUGCUUCCAAAACUCAAGCCGAAACAGUAUAGGACACUGCGUAUGUAAAAAGAGCUUCUUUUGGAGUUUACCAAUGAAGAAAAUUGGUCAAGAAAAAUGGCCAACUUGUUU